This is a messenger RNA of Oncorhynchus tshawytscha (Chinook salmon), 4906 nucleotides long. Its product is annotated as dual specificity protein phosphatase 14-like. Gene Ontology annotation, cellular component: cytoplasm. Lineage: Eukaryota; Metazoa; Chordata; Actinopteri; Salmoniformes; Salmonidae. Gene Ontology annotation, molecular function: MAP kinase tyrosine/serine/threonine phosphatase activity. The coding region runs from base 2985 to 3614 and encodes 209 amino acids. The record is from RefSeq and is a predicted model, not a curated record. The transcript is spliced from 2 exons. Gene Ontology annotation, biological process: protein dephosphorylation.
UCUGAAUACUUUCCGAAUGCACUGUAUGUGACAAUACAUAACCCCCCCCCAAAAAAACGUAUAGAUGCAGAGCCCUUUAUUGUACAUAGAAGGCUCUGGGUAGGUGUACAGUUCCUCACAGCUCCCAUUUAGCGAUAGUGUUCUAGAAUAAAGAGUCAUUCUGUGGGAACACACAACUAUGAAUUGUAUUGUGAGAGAACAGUACACUACUGCUUACUUGCUUCUCUGUUCCAGUCAGACAGCCACUGGUUGAUUCAGGAAUUUUCUGUGUUUUCAAACAUGUCUUGACCAGCGAGUGUGAGUGUCAAUGAGCUGCUAAGUCAGCUGCACAUGCCCAGUUCAAAUCUGAUUUCGAAGGUCCACAUUUGGUGUGGGAGAAGAGCCAAUUUAUGAGGCUCCAGUUUUUCUGCAACGUGGCUCACGUUCCCCAUUUGUGCUAUAGGAGGUGGAACCGGACCAGAAUCUCGCCAUGCAGAGAGAGAGAGAGUCGAGAUGUGCAUCAGGGAAUCUGUGAUGGGCCCUGUGUUGACAUGCCCUGAAACGUACACUGAGUGAUGGGCUGUGUGUUUGCAAUGCAGAUGUAGGAGAAUGCAUUUCUGCCAUGCCGAGUAGAGCCAAGCACCAGCCAGAUGGCUGGCCUCAAGUGUGGUGAGAACGUGCAUGAUGUGCCUUGAAGGCAGAUCGACAGAUGGAUAUUAAUGUUAACCCUGUGGAAGGUGCUAACCACUUUUAAAGGGUCCUGUAAAUGUGUCUCAAGCUGCUCCCUCUAUCAGCUUCAUUUUACAUAUUUAUUUUGGAGAAUUAAACCACAGAGAAAAUUCGAUUGACAGAGAGCCAUCUCUUUGCCGGCAGACAGUAGGUUCAUAUCCCCUGCGUAGCCUCCUUCCCUCCUCCUCUACUCCUCUUCUCUAUUCCCUGCCUCCUCAGCCCCUCUGCCCAGGCCAAGUCAGAUAAAAAUAGCCAUGUGGAUGGAGGGAGCGAAUGUCAGCAAAGCCAGGCAGUGGUUUUGUGCUUUGCUCCUGUUUCAUUCCCUCCAGAAAUCUGAGGGGGCACAACGUAUGUGAGCAUGGCUAGGGCGUGGCUAGGGCGUGGCUGGGGCGUGGCUAGGGGGUGGUCGGAUCAUUUAUUCUCUUCAGACACAUGAAACAGCCUUUUCCUGCAAUCUAGAGCCAUAAUCAUUAUGCCUAAUUCUAUGUCAAAAUGAAUGUUUCUGCUUAUCUAAGCAUACCUCUUGAGCUGUCUGUAUCCUCCUGACUGGUGGUUAUUUUAAAUAAAGUAAAUAUGCUUCUCUGCAUCUUUGCUCAAAUCUGGAAAGAGAUUUAAGGGAAUGUGAGUCUUAUUCGGUACAUUUAGUAAUUUAGUAAAAGUCUACCAAAUUUGCCCACAGGCAUGCCCGGUAACUUGAUUGAUAACCUGAAAGGUUGGGAGAUUGGGAACCUAUCUGGGCUAGCUAAAGCCAACUUCAUAAAAUUGCUAGGUAGUAUUACAGAGAAACAUAAAAUAAAAUAGAAAACUCGGCAAGUCUGAGACUGGGGCAAAGGUUCACUGCCCACGUGCCCCCUAUGGGCAUGACACCUCUGGUACAGUAUAUCCUGUUCCCUUUCUUCCAUUAAAUGUCAUUUUGAAUCAGUCACUAUCUGUAUAUACAGAGUCAUAGACUGCUCCUAGUGUUGCUGUCACAGCAGGUAUUUUUGGUUUAUCACCAACGGCAACUGUGAGAAAGAUUGUGGAGUCAGCUGCACCUAAGUGUUCCAUGGCAACCACUGCAUGUGUGAGCAGGCAAGAUGCAGGCCAGAGUGAAAUGUAGCUCAGAAACAAGGGAUUCCGUGGCCGGGCUGAGAGGAUAGAUUUCUUUGAAGUUAGCAUCGGAGGGGAAUAGGAUAGCAGGAUGUGUAUCAGUGCUGGGGAAGGAGGGAGGGCAGGGAAUAAGGGAGUUAGACAACUUGCUCAAACUGGGCCAUUGAUGGGAAUGCAGCCUCAGCCCUCAGUGAAUGGCAUUCUUGUGACUGCCAUUAAAACGAAGCUCUCUGGUAGAAAGCAGGCGCUAUCUGUCCUGGUUAGUGGCUUUAUGAUAUGUGUGUGUGUCAUACAGAGAGCCUCAGAGAACAACCACAUUGAGGUGGAGGGUGACAUGGGGUGUGCAGGUGUUUUCAGCACAGACGGCAGAUUGAAUUCAUAUUUCAUGUGUUUGAUUUGAUCUGUGUGGCUUGUUAACCAGACUGUGGCAGAGAGGGAGAGAGAGCUCCCCCGGCUAUUGUGCAAGGUGUGGAUGGGAUGACGCACGACCAGUGCAACAGUGUGGAAGGUAGUGCCUUAAACUCUGUGAUCCCCCCCAGAUAACUAACUUCAAUUUAAAUGCAGAUGGAUGAAGGGUCUUUCAUAGCAGAGACUGGAGCGAUUUGAUCUGUAUGCAGGAGCUGUGGAGGAGCUGGUAGUGUGUAUCUGCCUCCAGAGGACUGGUGUCCAUAUGGUAGAGGGAGGCAGGGGGAGAGAGAGAAAGAUAGAGGGAGACAGAGAGAGGCUGAGAGAAACGGAAGGGGACAGGGUGAGUCAGAAAGGCAAAGGGAGGAAGAGGGAGACGGGGAGGGACAGCAGGAGUGACGCAUUACUAAGAAUGGAAGACAGUAGCUUCAGUAACAGUUCUUACUGUGCAGGGGACAGUGUUCUGGUUCCACGUACUGGAAGCUACUGUGUGACCUGUUACAGGAAAACAUCCCCAGCCCAGUGUAUUUGAAUUGUUUUUGUGUUGUUCAGUUUGUUCUUAUUAGCCUCUUCUAUGCUGUGAUGGGGCAACUGGCUCUCUGGCUCCCCUCCAUAGAUGCCUUAAAGGCAUUUUACAGCCACUGAGCCACCACAAUACCUUCCCUGAGGGGGUGAAUCUCCUGCUGUCUGGUUCUGCUGUUCCAACAUGACCUCAGGCUACUGAAGACCUCUCUGUUAUUCCUCCUGCUCUCUCUCUAUCACUCCUAGUACUCUAUUCUCCAAUGGGUUCCCGCAGUCAAGGUGGCUUUUUCCACCAUCACCACCACCACAGCUCGGUGGUGCCCACAGCCGUGCCCAGGCUUCUCACAGAGAACGGCAGUCUGCUAGGUGGCAUUGCCCAGAUCACCCCUAACCUCUUCCUGAGCCGGGGAAACGUGGCGUCCAACCGAAGCCUGCUGCUGUCCAAGGGCAUCACAUGCGUGGUCAAUGCCACUAUUGAGCUGCCCAACUUCAACUGGCCCCACGUGGAGUAUGUAAAGGUACCCCUGGCGGACAUGCCCCACUCCCCCCUCUCCCUGUACUUCGACAGCAUAGCUGAUAAGAUCCACAGUGUUGGGAGAAAGCGGGGAGCCGUGCUGGUGCACUGUGCUGCAGGGGUGAGCCGCUCAGCCUCCCUGUGCCUGGCCUACCUGAUGAAGUACCACCGUGUGUCUCUGGCUGAGGCCCACGCUUGGGUCAAGGCCCGCCGGCCAGUCAUCCGGCCCAACGGGGGCUUCUGGCGUCAGCUCAUCGACUACGAAAGGAAGCUGUUUGGCAGGAACUCUGUGAAAAUGGUGCAGACGCCCUACGGGGUGAUACCUGACGUCUAUGAGCGGGAGCGCAGGAAUCUGGCACCCUACUGGGGCCUGUAGAGGAGGUCUGGGGCCUCGCCAAGGGGGGAGGGAAGGCGACGGAGAAGAGAGUCCUCCAGGGCUGCCGGUUCAUGCAUGUUCCCCCAGCCAGAGAUGCAGAGUGAGAUGAAGCGUGUGACUGUCUGUCUAUGUGAAGCUUAAUUAAUGAAUGCAUUGGGAUGUAGGGAGUCUUAGUUAUCAGUCACUACACUGCAAACUGGUUACUGGUGGGUGAUGCUACACUACACUGCAUCAACCCCCGUCGGUCUGUCUCUGAGAGGAAGCAAGGCCUCCUCAAGUCUGGAAUCCUCAGGACCAAAGGAGUAACAGAACCAUGACCAAGCCAGACCCCAGAUCAGCUGACAUGGCCAUACCCAGACUGUGACUUUAGAGUCUAGCUUAAUGCCCCAGACUCUGGGAAGGUGUAGGCGGUGCUUUAGACUCAGCAAUUUUGACAGGCAGCGGUGUGACUCACUCAAGUCCUUCCCCGACGUAACGUCAUGUGAUGGUAUUGUGCCAGUUUUGCUGUUGUCUUUAAUGUGAGAACUAGCAGCAGUCCUGCUCUGUUUUGUUUGACAAAUUGAAUUAUGUUCUUGAGAGAGAACUGAAAUCAAGAAAAGAUAUGGUGCACAAUGAAUAUUUAAAGCUGUUAGUGUAUACACAUUUUAAUCAUGACAACAUCUAAGGCUGUUAGUGUAUACACUUAAAAGUCCCUACUUACUAUGGGGAUGAUUGUGCAGAAUAUACUGUAUUGGUACUAAUAUUGUACAAUAUUAUGCGAUUUUACAAUGUCACCACCCUCUGUUAAUAGGAAGACAGUACUGUGUUAGGGGCUUGGGAGAAUCACAGUUUCUAUUUCCCUAUUUUUGCCUCAUAUUGAUGUUUAAGUGAAAUGAGGUCCAAGGAAGAACACAACCAGACAGUCCUGUGCUUAACUUGUGUACUGUCAUUGAUAAAUCUUCCUAAGAAUGCUAUACCUUACACACAAAAAGCUUUUAAAUAAAAUGUUAAUAUUACUGUAGCAAGUGAACAAUGCCCUUGUCACAGGUGUAAGCAGAAAGCCAAGCUUACAUGAAUUUAGUGCUCUAUUCAAUCUAUCGCUGAAGCAUUACAGAUUGUGCAAUAGAAAUGUAAAGGUAAUUUCCGACUGAGCCAAAUUUGUAUCACGCUGUAACGCUAAACUUGACAUGGAUUGAAUAGAGCCCUUAGGUUAUGAAACUAAGGCAAUGAAUGAUUAACAAGCUAAUGUAACGGGUUAGCUCAUGCAACUGUUUGUGUUUGAAAUGAAUAAUAAAAGAAAUGACUGAUAUGCA